This is a messenger RNA of Dipodomys spectabilis (banner-tailed kangaroo rat), 7307 nucleotides long. It is a transcript of the gene Ttc28, whose product is annotated as tetratricopeptide repeat domain 28. Lineage: Eukaryota; Metazoa; Chordata; Mammalia; Rodentia; Heteromyidae. The transcript has 21 exons. Gene Ontology annotation, molecular function: protein binding. The record is from RefSeq and is a predicted model, not a curated record. The coding region runs from base 294 to 7298 and encodes 2334 amino acids.
GCUCUGGGACCCUCUGCCGUGGACUCCAGGUUCCUCCUGUGGGCGCCAGCGAGGGAAAAAUGCCCCGCGGCCGGAGCCCGCGGGCGGCUGCCGGGGCGUCCUAGCCCGGGCUCGGGGACGCUCCCUCUGCGCGGCCGGCGGCGGGAAGACUGGACGGCGGGCUCGCUCCCCUCCCGGGGACAUGGGGAAGCCAUAGGGGCGGGGAGGCGGCAGGACUGGCGGCCGCCGCUGCCCCGCGUCCGCCCCGAGCCCCCAGCCGGCGCCUUGAUGCUCCUCGCCCCGGCGGCACAAAUAUGAUGAAAUGGCAGCCCCGGAAGAAGGCAUACUUCCGACAGGGUGUUGCCCUCCAGUACCUAGGACGUCAUGCCGAUGCCCUGGCGGCCUUUGCAUCCGGACUGGCUCAAGACCCCAAGAGUCUCCAGCUUCUUGUGGGGAUGGUAGAAGCCGCCAUGAAGUCUCCUAUGAGAGAUUCCCUGGAGCCCACUUAUCAGCAGCUUCAGAAGAUGAAACUGGACAAGAGUCCCUUUGUGGUUGUGUCUGUAGUGGGGCAGGAACUCCUGACAGCUGGCCACCAUGGCGCCUCAGUGGUUGUCCUAGAAGCUGCUCUGAAAAUUGGCACCUGCAGCCUCAAGCUGAGAGGCUCCGUCUUCUCUGCCCUGAGCAGCGCUUACUGGUCUCUUGGAAACACAGAGAAGAGCACUGGGUACAUGCAGCAGGAUUUGGAUGUAGCCAAGACCUUAGGUGACCAGACAGGAGAAUGCCGAGCUCAUGGAAAUCUGGGCUCUGCAUUCUUCUCCAAAGGAAAUUACCGGGAGGCUCUCACAAACCACAGGCAUCAGUUGGUGCUUGCCAUGAAGCUCAAGGACCGGGAGGCAGCUUCAUCAGCCCUGAGCAGUCUGGGCCAUGUAUACACAGCCAUUGGAGACUAUCCCAAUGCCCUUGCCAGUCACAAACAGUGUGUUCUUCUUGCCAAGCAAUCCAAAGACGAACUUUCUGAAGCCCGAGAACUUGGCAACAUGGGGGCUGUGUAUAUCGCCAUGGGAGACUUUGAGAAUGCUGUGCAGUGCCAUGAACAGCACCUGAAGAUAGCCAAGGACUUGGGGAAUAAGCGAGAGGAGGCCCGUGCCUACAGCAACCUGGGCAGUGCCUACCACUACCGGAGGAACUUUGACAAGGCCAUGUCUUACCACAACUAUGUGCUAGAGCUGGCACAGGAGCUGAUGGAGAAGGCCAUUGAGAUGCGGGCCUAUGCCGGCCUGGGCCAUGCUGCCAGAUGCAUGCAGGACCUCGAGAGGGCGAGGCAGUACCAUGAACGGCAACUGGGCAUCGCUGAGGACCUCAAGGAUCGGGCUGCAGAGGGGCGCGCAUCCUCCAAUCUGGGUAUCAUCUACCAGAUGAAGGGUGAUUAUGAUGCUGCCCUGAAACUCCACAAGACACACCUGUGCAUCGCACAGGAGCUGAGUGAUUACGCUGCCCAGGGCCGCGCCUACGGGAACAUGGGCAAUGCCUACAAUGCCCUGGGCAUGUAUGACCAGGCCGUGAAGUACCACCGACAGGAGCUGCAGAUCUCCAUGGAGGUGAAUGAUCGGGCCUCACAGGCUUCCACACACGGCAACCUGGCUGUGGCCUACCAGGCCCUGGGCGCCCAUGACCGGGCCCUGCAGCACUAUCAGAACCACUUGAACAUCGCCCGGGAGCUGCGAGACAUCCAGAGCGAGGCUAGGGCCCUCAGCAACCUGGGAAACUUCCACUGCUCUCGGGGGGAGUAUGUCCAGGCUGCCCCCUAUUACGAGCAGUACCUGCGGCUGGCUCCAGACCUGCAGGACAUGGAAGGAGAAGGGAAGGUCUGUCACAAUCUUGGCUAUGCCCAUUACUGCCUUGGAAACUACCAGGAGGCAGUGAAGUACUACGAACAGGACCUGGCACUGGCCAAAGACCUUCAUGACAAAUUGAGCCAAGCGAAAGCCUACUGCAACCUGGGCCUGGCAUUUAAAGCUCUGCUGAAUUUCAGCAAAGCUGAGGAGUGUCAGAAGUACCUGUUGUCCCUUGCCCAGUCCUUGAAUAAUUCCCAGGCUAAAUUUCGAGCCUUAGGGAACCUGGGCGAUAUAUUCAUCUGUAAAAAAGAUAUAAAUGGUGCAAUAAAAUUCUAUGAGCAACAGCUGGGCCUAGCUCACCACGUGAAGGACAGAAGGCUGGAGGCCAGUGCAUAUGCCGCCCUGGGCACUGCUUACCGGAUGGUCCAGAAGUACGACAAAGCCUUGGGGUAUCACACGCAGGAACUGGAGGUCUAUCAGGAGCUGAGCGACUUGACGGGCGAGUGCCGGGCUCAUGGGCACCUGGCUGCUGUCUACAUGGCCCUUGGGAAAUACACCAUGGCAUUCAAGUGUUACGAAGAGCAGCUGGAUCUGGGGCAGAAGCUGAAGGACCCGAGCCUGGAGGCCCAGGUCUACGGCAACAUGGGCAUCACAAAGAUGAACAUGAACGUGAUGGAGGAUGCCAUCGGCUACUUCGAGCAGCAGCUGGCCAUGCUGCAGCAGCUCAGUGGGAAUGAGUCGGUGCUGGAUAGGGGCCGAGCCUACGGCAAUCUGGGGGAUUGCUACGAGGCCCUAGGGGACUACGAGGAGGCCAUCAAGUACUAUGAGCAGUAUCUGUCAGUGGCCCAGAGUCUGAAUCGCAUGCAAGACCAAGCCAAGGCCUACCGGGGUCUAGGGAACGGACACAGGGCAAUGGGGAGCUUGCAGCAAGCCCUUGUGUGCUUCGAGAAGAGGCUUGUGGUCACCCACGAGCUCGGAGAGGCCUUCAAUAAAGCCCAGGCCUAUGGAGAGCUGGGCAGUCUACACAGCCAAUUAGGGAAUUAUGAACAAGCCAUUUCCUGCCUUGAACGUCAGCUGAACAUUGCGCGAGAGAUGAAGGACCGAGCCCUGGAGAGUGACGCGGCCUGCGGCCUGGGAGGUGUCUACCAGCAGAUGGGGGAGUACGACACAGCCCUGCAGUAUCACCAGCUUGACCUACAGAUAGCAGAGGAAACCAACAACCCGACAUGCCAGGGCCGAGCCUAUGGGAACCUGGGCCUGACCUACGAGUCCCUGGGCACCUUCGAGAGGGCUGUGGUCUAUCAAGAACAACACCUGAGCAUCGCCGCACAGAUGAACGACCUGGUGGCCAAGACAGUGUCCUAUAGCAGCCUCGGAAGGACCCACCAUGCCUUGCAGAACUAUUCCCAGGCAGUCAUGUACCUGCAGGAAGGUUUAAGGUUAGCUGAACAACUGGGCCGAAGAGAAGAUGAGGCAAAAAUUCGCCAUGGUCUUGGCCUCUCCCUUUGGGCUAGUGGAAACCUGGAAGAGGCCCAACACCAGCUGUACAGAGCAUCCGCUUUGUUUGAAACCAUCCGGCACGAGGCGCAGCUGAGCACCGACUACAAACUCUCCCUGUUCGACCUGCAGACAUCAUCCUACCAGGCCCUGCAGCGGGUGCUCGUCAGCCUAGGCCACCACGAUGAAGCCCUGGCUGUGGCAGAAAGGGGUCGGACAAGGGCGUUUGCUGAUCUUCUGGUGGAACGACAAACAGGACAACAGGACUCAGACCCCUACUCCCCAGUCACCAUCGACCAGAUCCUAGAAAUGGUUAACGGGCAGCGGGGCCUCGUGCUCUACUACUCCCUGGCUGCAGGCUACUUGUACAGCUGGCUGCUUGCUCCUGGGGCAGGAAUUCUGAAGUUUCAUGAACACUACCUGGGUGAUAACACGACAGAGAACCCCAGUGACUUCCAGGCAGGCAGCAGCGGGACCCUUCCACCAGCCACCAGCUCAGCCCUGGAGCAUCACAUCACCAGUGUCCGUGAGGCCCUGGGGGUAGAGUCUUACUACUCCAGGGCCUGUGCCAGCAGUGAGACGGAGAGCGAGGCCGGAGACAUCAUGGACCAGCAGUUCGAAGAGAUGAUCAACAAGCUCAACUCGGUGACCGACCCCACUGGCUUCCUGCGCAUGGUGCGGCGCAACAACCUCUACAACAGGAGCUGCCAGAGCAUGACGAGCCUGUUGAGCAACACUGCCUCGCCCAGCAAGGACGGGCCCUCCUCCCUCCCCAGGAGGCCGAGCGCGCUGGCCAAGGCGCCGCUCCGCGCCCUCUACGACCUGCUCAUCGCGCCCAUGGAAGGGGGCCUGAUGCACUCGAGCGGCCCGGUGGGCCGGCACCGGCAGCUGGUCCUGGUCCUGGAGGGGGAGCUCUACCUCAUCCCCUUCGCCCUCCUCAAGGGCAGCGCCUCCAACGAGUACCUGUACGAGCGCUUCGCCCUCAUCGCCGUGCCCGCCAUCCGCUCGCUGGGCCCCCACUCCAAGGGCCACCUGAGGAAGACCCCGCCCACCUACUCCAGCUCCUCCUCCAUGGCGGCCGUCAUCGGCAACCCCAAGCUCCCGUCGGCGGUGAUGGACCGGUGGCUGUGGGGGCCGAUGCCCUCGGCGGAGGAGGAGGCCUACAUGGUUUCCGAGCUGCUGGGCUGUCAGCCCCUGGUGGGCAGCAUGGCCACCAAGGAGAGGGUCAUGAGCGCCCUCACCCAGGCUGAGUGCGUCCACUUCGCCACCCACAUCUCCUGGAAACUCUCCGCCUUGGUGCUCACCCCCAGCGUGGACGGCAACCCUGCCGGGAGCAAGAGCUCCUUCGGCCACCCCUACACCAUCCCCGAGUCGUUGCGGGUGCAGGAUGACGCCAGCGAUGCGGAGAGCAUCUCGGACUGCCCGCCCCUGCGGGAGCUGCUGCUCACGGCCGCCGACCUCCUGGACCUGCGGCUGCCUGUGAAGCUGGUGGUGCUCGGGUCCCCGCAGGAGGCCAACGGCCGGGUCACAGCCGAUGGGGUGGUGGCGCUGACACGGGCCUUCCUGGCUGCCGGUGCCCAGUGUGUGCUGGUGGCUCUGUGGCCGGUGCCCGUGGCCGCUUCCAAGAUGUUCAUCCAUGCCUUCUACUCCUCUCUGCUGAACGGCCUGAAGGCCAGCGCGGCCCUGGGCGAGGCCAUGAAGGUGGUGCAGAGCAGCAAGGCCUUCUCCCACCCCUCCAACUGGGCAGGCUUCAUGCUCAUUGGGAGCGAUGUGAAGCUUAACAGCCCCUCGUCACUCAUCGGCCAGGCGCUCACAGAGAUCCUGCAGCACCCCGAGCGGGCCCGAGAUGCUCUGCGUGUGCUGCUGCACCUGGUGGAGAAGUCCCUGCAGCGGGUCCAGAACGGGCAGCGCAACGCCAUGUACACAUCCCAGCAGAGCGUGGAGAACAAAGUGGGUGCCGUCCCCGGCUGGCGGGCCCUGCUCACUGCCGUGGGCUUCCGCCUCGACCCCCCGGCCAGCGGCCUGCCAGCGGCCGUCUUCUUCCCAACCUCAGACCCAGGCGAGCGGCUGCAGCAGUGUAGCAGCACCCUGCAGGCCCUGCUGGGUCUGCCCACUCCUGCCCUCCACGCGCUGUGCAAGCUCAUCACGGCCUCGGAGACGGGCGAGCAGCUCAUCAGCCGGCUUCACCAGGUGCUGGUCCAGCUCCAGGCCGGGGAGAAGGAGCAAGACUUCGCAUCGGCGCCCAUCCAGGUGUCCAUCAGCGUCCAGCUGUGGCGGCUCCCGGGGUGCCAUGAGUUCUUGGCCGCUCUUGGCUUUGACCUCUGUGAAGUGGGCCAGGAAGAAGUCAUCCUGAAGACCGGGAAGCAAGCCAACCGACGGACCAUGCACUUCGCACUGCAGGCCCUGCUGUCCCUCUUUGAUUCCACAGAGCUCCCUAAGCGCCUCAGCCUCGACAGCUCGUCCUCCCUGGAGUCCCUGGCAUCGGCCCAGUCUGUGUCCAAUACCCUGCCCCUGGGCUACCAGCACCCCCCCUUCUCCCCCACGGGGGUGGAGAGCAUCGCCUCCGACGCCAUCUCCGUGUACAGCCUGAGCUCCAUCGCCUCCUCCAUGAGCUUCGUCUCCAAACCUGAGGGCGGCUCAGAGGGCGGGGGCCCCCGAGCACGGCAGGACCACGACAGACCCAAGGCAGCGUUCCCGCAGCGGGCGACCCUGCCGCGGCGCCAGCUGUCCCCCCAGGCCCGGCCUGCCGGCGGCGGCGACAAAGACGAGGAGGAGUAUGAGGGCUUCUCCAUCAUCAGCACGGAGCCCCUGGACCCCAAGCAGCCCCGAGCUGGUGCAGCAGGAGGCAUGAAGGUCUCGGUCAGCUCCAAGGGGAGCAUCAGCACCCCCAAUUCCCCCGUGAAGAUGACUCUGAUCCCCAGCCCCAACUCACCCUUCCAGAAAGUGGGCAAACUGGCCAGCUCGGACACCGGCGAGUCUGACCAGUCCAGCACCGAGACUGACAGCACCGUGAAGUCCCAGGAGGACAGCGCCAAGCUGGACCCCCAGGAGCUGGCCCAGAGGAUCCUGGAGGAGACCCAGAGCCACCUGCUGGCCGUGGAGCGGCUGCAGCGGAGCGGGGGCCCAGAGCGGGAGGAGGGCGGCCCGGCGCCCAGCGGCGCCACCGUCUUCCGCGCGUCGGAAACCAGCGCCUUCAGCAGGCCUGUCCUCUCCCACCAGAAGAGCCAGGCGUCCCCUGUCCCUGUCAAGCCAAAGCCCCCGGCCCGGAGCUCGUCCCUCCCCAAGGUGAGCUCCGGGUACAGCAGCCCCGCCCCCUCGGAGCCGUCCAGCAAGGACCAGAGCCCGGCCAGCGGGCGCCCGUCGCCCGGCUGUGACACCCCAGCGUCGCUGACAGAGCCGCCGCUCUUUCGGCUCAAGUACCCCAGCUCCCCAUACAGUGCUCACAUUUCUCAGUCACCCCGGAACGUGUCCCCCUGCUCAGGACCCCAGUCCCCGGCCUGCAGCGCUCCGUCCCCCGCGCUCUCCUACUCCUCCACCGGCUCCGCCCGCUCCAGCCCAGCCGACGCCCCCGACACCGACAAGCGGAAGCUGGCGGCCAUCGACGAGAAGGUGCAGGCCGUGCACAACCUGAAGAUGUUCUGGCAGAGUGCUCCCCAGCACCCCACCGGCCCCAUGAGAAUAUUCCGUGGCGCGCCGGGCACCCUGACCUCCAGGAGAGAUGUCCUGAGCCUACUCAACCUCUCGCCCCGGCACAAUAAGAAGGAGGAGAGCGUGGACAAGCUGGAGCUCAAGGAGCUGUCUCUGCAGCCCUGCAGUGAGGCGCCCCCCAAAGUCCCUGCCAACGGCCACUGGCGCCCCGAGACCUCCGCACUCCCCCUGCCCAGCGGGCCCCCCGCGGCGGCCCCCACUCGCCCUCUGAGACUGCCCACCGCCAACGGCUACAAGUUCCUGUCCCCCGGGCGCUUCUUCCCCUCUUCCAAGUGCUAAGUCCCCCCC